Molecule: messenger RNA, 7862 nt
Organism: Nerophis ophidion (straightnose pipefish)
Lineage: Eukaryota; Metazoa; Chordata; Actinopteri; Syngnathiformes; Syngnathidae
Gene: ctu2
Product: cytosolic thiouridylase subunit 2 homolog (S. pombe)
Exons: 16
Coding region: 97-1566 (489 amino acids)
Biological process (GO): tRNA wobble position uridine thiolation
Cellular component (GO): cytosol
Molecular function (GO): tRNA binding; sulfurtransferase activity
Source: RefSeq, a predicted model, not a curated record
GUAACGCAUGCACGUGACCUACCGGAGCGAAGCAGCGUGCAGAAAGAAAGGAAAUCUUAAGACAUUUUCUUUAGUCGCCACAACGCCGCUGAUAAAAUGUGUCAGGUGACUGAAGAGUAUCAUCAGGACUUGGAGCCGGAGCGGCGCAGCGUGUCAAAGAAAUGUGUCAAAUGCAAGGAGGUGCUUGCUGUGGUGGUCAUCAGGGCAGGAGACAAAUACUGCAGGGACUGUUUCGACCAGUACUUCCGUCACAAAUUCAGGGCUAUGCUGGGGAAAAACAGGAUCAUUUUCCCUGGAGAAAAGGUGCUGCUUGCAGUAUCUGGAGGUCCUUCUUCCAGUUCAAUGCUCCACCAAGUCCAAGAGGGUUUGAGUCAGAGUGCUCACAAAAGGUUGAGAUUCUUGCCUGGCAUCAUCUAUGUUGAUGAGGGUGGUGCUUUGGGUCAGUCUAUGGAGGAGAGACUGCUAACCGUGGCAAAGAUGGAGGAUAUGUUUAAAGCCACGGGAUUCCCCUGUCACAUCCUGCCUCUGGAACAGGUUCUUGACAUCACCAGUUCAGUCUUGGGUCCGUCUUCACCACAACCAGCUAGCGCUUACAAAGCAGCUGUGGAUCACUUCAUCCGUAAUGAUGUCAGCACCAAUGUAACAUCUGACAAGGAGGUUGGGACAUCACAGCCGUAUGUUCUGGAGUCCAAAACACACUCCUUACGUCAGCUGAUGGACUCUGCUAAGACUCUGACUGCCAGAGAAGAUCUAAUUAGCUUGUUAAGACAACGUGUUCUGGUGCACACGGCUCGUUGUGAAGGAUACAGUAAAGUGAUGUUGGGAGACAGCUGCACCAGACUGGCUGUUAAACUUCUUAGUAGUAUAUCACAGGGCAGAGGAGCACACCUCGCUCAAGACACGGGUUUCUCAGACUGUCGCUAUGGUGACAUCAUAUCAGUGAGGCCAAUGAGGGACUACAAUGCUAAAGAAAUCGCCUACUAUAACCAUAUGUUUCAUGUGCCUUCCAUCUUUACACCAAACCUGCACACUAAGUCGAAAGAAAAGUCCAGUCUCCAGCAUUUGACAGAGAGCUUUGUCAAUAAGCUGCAAGUAGAUUUUCCUUCUACUGUCAGCACCAUCUACAGAACAAGUGAAAAGCUGCAAACAGCUUGUAAGAAUUCAUCUUCUGUGGACCAUUGUGAAAGAUGUCUGCUCUGUAUGUGUUCUCUUGAUACUGCAUUUGAGCCAGCUUCAGCCUUUCAGGCCACGAUUCUGUCAGAUCACCUCUCUCAGAACAAAUCUGUUGGCGCUAACAGUGGCUUUCAAAGACAAAAUCCAGGUAGCUGCUGCAAAGACACAGGACAGUGUUGUGCAACAACCUUUGAAGACAGAAGCUGCUCUUAUGGUCAAAGACUUGCAGACGCAACAGAUUUGAGGAGAUGGUUGUGUUACAGCUGUCAGUUGACUGUCAAAGAUAUGUCAUCUGUGGACGUUCUUCCUCAAUGCAUCUUGUCGGAGGCUCAGAGGAGGCAGAGGAGGUCUCGCAUGAGAGAUGAGAUCAGUGAUUUCCUGCUGGAUGAUUAAGAUGAAAGUGUUCAGCUUAAGGAUCAUGGAAUUUUUAUUUCAUGAUACAAGAACAAUAUUCCGGUUUGUGUGAGUCACAUAAUCCAUAUGCUGGCUCUGUGUGGAAAAGGAGGGUAUGUCAAGGUCAAAUAUCUCAUCCUGUAGCUUUCCUUUCAUGAGCUUUUAUCAUCCAAUUUUUUAAAAUGACACUUGCAUUGUUUUAUUGACUGCUUGUAUUUAAAACUGCAGGUCAAUGUGCUUUUCAUUUGUGUACAGAUAGUACUUUGGGUUACAAUGAAUUUAUUUGAUAAUUUUUGGUUUGGCUUUCAAUUCUGUAUUGUCAUUUUACAGUACUCUUCCAAGAUUAUGUUAAAAGGAUCCCAGAAAUAUUGUAUUUUCCGGAUUAUAGAGUCCACCGGUAUUUAAGCCACACCCACCAAAUUUUAAAAGAAAAAUAUUUUUAAUUUAUUAGCCGCACUAGACUAUAAACCGCAGAUAUAUACCGGUACAAAAUAAUUUGUAAAUGCUACCUUAUUUGUUUUCAAUCGGUGCCUGUUACACAGUUUGGAAUGGACCCACUACUUGCAAAAGGUAUCUCUCCAAUUAGCUAAACAGACUCAGUAACUCCACCGUGAUGUUUUGGUGAAUUACGGAACUGAAACAAUACACAAAUAUUGUAAUUGUAAGUUAAUAAUACUAACACAGUCAUUGGUAGACGGGUUAACAACGCUUGCUUGUAGAAACACUGAACGGUUAGACUUACGGUUCAAGGGACAAAAAGAAAUACAUUGUCAAUGUGCAGUGAGCAAACUCGUCCAAAAGUUAGCACCAUAGCACAUACAAUAACACACCUUCUCAAUGUCUCUUUCGUGUUUUUUGUUGUUGUUGAAUACAUUACAUUAUGGCCGUUAUCCAAGAAAAAUCCACAAAUCAGCCGCACCGUUUUAUAAGCCGCAGGGUUCAAAGCUUGUGGAAAAAGUAGCGGCUUAUAGUUCGGAAAAUACCUUACACACGGUAUGUAUAUAUUUCAAAAUGUGUGGAUUACACAUUUUUAAAUUAAGUUGUUAUUGUGUAAAUAUGGUAAAACUUUCAACUCUUUGUCAAGUUAAUUAUAAGACUUGAAAAUCCACACUGCAGCAACACAAAAUUGUACCAAAGCUUUUUAAUGUAAAAUGCUAAUAAAUGGACACAUAAAGGCUUGAAAGCUAGACAGCUGUUUCUGCUUUGUCAGACAAUUUGUGUAUUAUAUCUCUAUUAUUGUCGCAAAAUCCUGUAGUCACUGAAGCAUUAGGUGUGUUCGACGAUUUUAUUUGUUUUUCGGUUUCCCUUUUGGGCUUCACGGUGGCAGUGGGGUUAGUGCGUCUGUCUCACAAUACGAAGGUCCUGCAGUCCUGGGUUCAAUCCCAGGCUCGGGAUCUUUCUGUGUGGAGUUUGCAUGUUCUCCCCGUGAAUGCGUGGGUUCCGUCCGGGUACUCCGGCUUCCUCCCACUUCCAAAGACAUGCACCUGGGGAUAGGUUGAUUGGCAACACUAAAUUGGCCCUUGUGUGUGAGUGUGAAUGUUGUCUGUCUAUCUGUGUUGACCCUGAGAUGAGGUGGUAACUUGUCCAGGGUGUGCCCCGCCUUCCGCCCGAUUGUAGCUGAGAUAGGCGCCAGCGAACCCAGAAGGGAAUAAGCGGUAGAAAUGGAUGGAUGGAUGGACGUUUUCCCUUUUUUGUUUUUUAUGGUAUCAAAAUAACGGCAGUGUUUUAGCAUGAGGGCGGGGCUUAUAACAUGUUUACUCGUAGGCAGUUUUAUAACAAUAUUCACAGAAUUUUGGUUGUUUUAUGCAAUACCGGAACUUCUUUUCUAUAAAUAUGUGUUCCUACUUCCGGAAACAAACGUGAGUGUGUUGUAGUCAUGGCAGACUUGUUAACAGACAACCAUGACGACUGUUUUUGGACAAAUGAGGAUUCACAAACUUAUAUUUUUGAACCUGAAUGUAUGGAGGAUGAACUGCUGCUGAUAGAUGCGAGCACAAAGGGUGAAACGCUGGAGUAGAUGGAAGCCAAGUAAUUGAGGUCUGCGUGACUUGCGGGUAUAAAUGUGUAACUUGGAGCCAAGCUAUGUGGAUAUAUAUGGCGUGUUUACCCAGAGUCAACUUGAAAAAGCUUCCCCAGCUACCUGGACCGAACAACUGUCCAUGGUGUGAGUGACUAUAAUAUUGAUUAUGAUACACGCAGCACACCAUGCUUUUUAUUACAAGUACAUAUACAUUUCAUGUUUCACAAAAUGAGAUGUGGGCUAAUACUUUACAAAUACUGUAAUAUGAUGUUUCAUGUUUUUCAGUCAGUACAUAUUUGUGUCCUAUCGCCUUGUUGUGCAUUACAAACUCAGAAGCAAUUUGGUAGCUGAUUCAAAAGCUAUCGUAUCUCUUCUUGUCUUAAGGCAAUGUGUUACUACGAUAGAAAAAGAGUUCCACAGUGUUCGCUCUUACAACAACCCUAAAUCACAAGUGUCUCAAAGGACUGCACAAGCCACAACGACAUCCUCGGGAGAGCCCACAUAAGGACGAGGAAAAACUCACACCCAAUGGGACGUCGGUGACAGUGACAAUGAUGACUAUGAGAAACCUUGGAGAGGACCGGUCCUCUCCAAGGUUUCUCAUAGUCAUCAUUGGGAGAGGGGGAAGGAGGAGAAAAAUAAAAGAAACUGCAAAUCAACUGGUCUAAAAAGGGGGUCUAUUUAAAGGCUAGUGUAUGCAAAUGAGUUUUAAGAUGAGACUUGAAUGCUUCUACUGAGGUAGCAUAUCGAUCUGUUACUGGGAGGGCAUUCCAGAGUACUGGAGCCCGAAUGGAAAACGCUCUAUAGCCCGCAGACUUUUUUUGGGCGAUGGGAAUCACUAAGCCGGAGUCCUUUGAACGCAGAUAUCUUGCGGGACAUAUGGUACAAUACAAUCAGCAAGAUAGGCUGGAGCUAGACCGUGUAGUAUUUUAUACGUAAGUAGUAAAACCUUAAAGUCACAUCUUAAAGGCCUACUGAAACCCACUACUACCGACCACGCAGUCUGAUAGUUUAUAUAUCAAUGAUGAAAUAUUAACAUUGCAACACAUGCCAAUACGGCCGGUUUAGUUUUACUAAAUUGCAAUUUUAAAUUUCCCGCGAAGUGUCCUGUUGAAAACGUCGCGGAAUUAUGACGCGUAUAAUGACGCGUGUGCGUGACGUCACCGGUUGUAGCGGACAUGUUUUUUCAGCACCGCUCAGGGCUAAAAGUCGUCUCUUUUCAUCGCAUAAUUACACAGUAUUAUGGACUUCUGUGUUGCUGAAUCUUUUUUAAUUUGUUCAAUUAAUAAUGGAAAAGUCAAAGAAGAAAGAUGUAGGUGGGAUGCGGUGUAUUGCAGCUGCCUUUAGCAACACAAACACAGCCGGUGUUUUCUUGUUUACAUUCCGAAGGUGAAGCUUUAAUAUGGAACAGAGCGCUCAAGCGAACAUGUUUCUCUACCACAUGUCAAACCGGCAGGUUUCGGUGAGAAAAUUGUGGUAAUAAGUCGGCUCUUUCCGUUGACAUGAGCGGAGCUUGUGUCGUUCCUUCUGCAGCUGUCAAAGAGGCAGCUGCGACUCUCUUGGCUCCUCCGUGGCUUCCCUCAGAGACACUGGCGGUCACCACACCCCUCCGACUUUCAGGUAUGACUAUAUAAUCUCAUUAUAACACUUGUAACACAAUAAGCAGGUACGGGAUUUUCCAGAAUCAUCCUAGUAAAUGUGUCUAAUAACAUCUGAAUCACUCCCACUGCCCUCGUCUUUUCUUUUUUUUUUUUCUUCUAGUCCUUCACUCUCACUGUCCUCAUCCACAAAUCUUUCAUCCUCGCUCAAAUUAAUGGGGAAAUUGUCGCUUUCUCGGUCCGAAUCGCUCUAGAUGCUGGUGGCCAUGAUUGUAAACGAUGUGAGGAGCUCCACAACCCGUGGUGUCACGCGCACAUCGUCUGCUAUUUCCGGUACAGGCAAGGCUUUUUUAUUAGCAACCAAAAGUUGCGAACUUUAUCGUCGAUGUUCUCUACUAAAUCCUUUCAGCAAAAAAUAUGGCAAUAUCGCAAUAUGAUCAAGUAUGACACAUAGAAUGGACCUGCUAUCCCCGUUUAAAUAAGAAAAUCUCAUUUCAGUAGGCCUUUAAGUGUACAGGAAGCUAGUGCAGGUGAGCCAGUAUAGGCAUAGUAUGAUCAAACUUUCUUGUUCUUGUCAAAAGUCUAGCAGCCGCAUUUUGUACCAACUGUAAUCAUUUAAUGUUAGACAUAGGGAGACCCAAAAAUAAUACAUUACAGUAAUCGAGGCGAGACAUAACAAACGCAUGGAUAAUGAUCUCAGCGUCGCUAGUGGUCAAAAUGGACAGAAUUUUAUUUAUAUUACGGAGAUGAAAGAAGGCUGUUUUAGUAACGCUCUUAAUGUGUGACUCAAGUGAGAGAGUUGGGUCGAAGAUAAUAUAUUAAAAGACAACUUGUAUUUUAGUAGUACGUAAACAAACAAAGACUCCUAAUUUAGUCUGCUGAAAUAUACAUUUAUCAUUCUAUUAUUUCUUCAACAAUAUUUAGGGUAAGUGUUAGAAAAUGAAUUAUUAAUCUACCUGUUCAUUUACUGUUAAUAUCUGCUUACUUUCUCUUUUAACAUGUUCUAUGUACACUUGUUAAAUUUAAUCAUCACUUAUUUUGUUGUUGUUUGAUAUUUUACAUUAGUUUUGGAUAAUACCACAAAUUUGGGUAUCAAUCCAAUACCAAGUAGUUACAGGAUCAUACAUUGGUCAUAUUCAAAGUCCUCAUGUGUCCAAGGACAUAUUUCCUGAGUUUAUAAACACAAUAUACAUUUAAAAAAAAUGAAAGAAGAUUUUGUGAUGUUAGAAAAUAUCAAUGUAAUCAUAGUGGUAUCGACUAGAUAGGCUAUUGUACUUGGAUUGUACUUACAGUGGAUAUUAGGUAUAGAUCCACCAAUGGUGUUUAUAUUGUAGUGUCCCAGAAGAUUUGGUGCUGCAGGGAAUUUGUUCUGUAGUGUUUUUGUUGUGCUGCAGUGCAAGUAUUCUCCCAAAAUAUUGGGGGAAUAAUGUUGUUUAGUGUGGUUUCACUAGAUGUCACAUAUCUAUGACAGUGUUGGUUUUGUUCAUACGGCCACCAUUAGUGUGACAUGUAUGGCUGUUGACUACGUAUGCCCUUCAUUCACAUGUGUAGUGUGUUUAAAGACAAAAUGAUCAUCUUAAUGGUUAAAGAUUGGACAUUAGUGAAAACUUGGAUAGACUUUGGUAAUCCAAUGUCACGAGUGCGGGAAGCGUGUAUAACUGUCACUCGACCUACAGGGAUGAUACUUGAAAUAUAUGAGCUUAACUAGUCGCCAUGAAGACAAGGAUUAGUGAUUUAGAAGUAGUUUCAACACUGCUGACUGCGGAUAGAUAUUAGCCGCUAGCUAGCUAACCAUGUCUUAAAGCACUUCUUCCUGAGGGCGUUUCAGUGUUAAAGCUUCACCUUUAUCUUUAGAUAUCAAGCCUAACUUUGUCCGUUCUCCCUUUUCAGUCUACACACUGUGUCUGUUUGUAAGUACUCCGUGAUUGUGCACUGCUGAACAUGCUCGUCUGCAGGAAUGACGGCGACGACAGUUGGGGCACCGGUACAUUUUAGAGGCGGUAUUCUACCGAAUAUGAUUCAUUAGUAUCGUGGUAAUAUACUGAUACCGGUAUACCGUACAACCCUAGGUGACAGACACAAAUAUAUUGUCAUUCCAUAUGUAUCAGAAUUUUAACCAACACAUCGCAGUAGACUUCAAAACAGCCAACACCCUGAGACAGACAUUAGUGCAUCCUAAAGACCGGACACCCCACACCCACGAAAACAAUCUGGUGUAUGAUAUCCAGUGUAAAGAUGAAUGGACUGAUUCAUACAGUAUAUUGGGGAAACAAAACAACCACUAAGCCGACGCAUGGCACAGCAUGGACGAGUAAACUUUUCAGACCAAGACUCGGAUGUCUACUUGCACCUCAGGUAGAAACAGCGCUCCUUUGAGAAAAAAAAUGUCCAGAAUCUAGACACUUAGGAUGGAUGGUUCCAAAAGAGGAGUGAGGGAAGCCAUCUAUAUUUUAAUUUUUAUUACUAUGAUUUUUAUUUAGCAAAUUUUUUACUUUUUAUUCGACCCCUUUUACCGUAUUGCUUUUUUCACUAUUUUGUUCAGCUCAUUCAUUGUUUAUGUUCUUUGUUUGUUUUCUGUUUCUGUUGGUCUAUGUUUUUUUUUUUUUUUACCUGUAAAGCACUUUGGUUCAAUUUAAAAGUUGUAAACAUGCUAUAUAAAUAAAAUUGACUUUACUUGA